CAGGGACAUCCCCUAACUUACUCUAGACUAAUUAGCAUUAAAGGCUGGACCUAAAGGAGUGUCUAAGAUAUAUAGAUUGAAUGUCAGGAAACUACAACAUGUAUACAACUCAGAUUGAGCUACUGAAGUUAAGUAAAGAAAAAGGCUGUAUUCUCCAGUGAUCAUGGACAAACCAGUAUGCUUGAUUGACACGGAGUCAGAUGGGAAGCUGUGUGUGCAGCAGUCAGCUCUACAGAUCCUGCAGCAGAUCCAGCAGCCAGUGGUGGUGGUGGCCGUGGUGGGUCUCUACCGCACCGGGAAGUCCUACCUGAUGAAUCGCCUCGCAGGACAACAAACAGGGUUUGCAUUGGGCAGCACCAUCGAGUCCAAGACGAAGGGCAUCUGGAUGUGGUGUGUGGAUCACCCCACUAAAGCAGGAACCACUCUGGUGCUGCUGGACACUGAGGGACUCGGAGACGUGGACAAGGGGGACUCAAAGCAUGACACCAAGAUCUUCUCUCUGGCCGUCCUUCUGAGUAGCACUCUAGUGCUGAACAGCCGAGGAACUAUUGACAACAGGGCCAUAGAGGAACUGCAAUAUGUCACUGAGUUAACAGAGUACAUCAAGAUCAAAUCACCUAAUGAAGUUGUAGAUGAUUCAGAGUUUGUGAAGUUCUUCCCCAAAUUCAUCUGGGCUGUGAGGGACUUCACUCUGCAGCUAAACAUCAAUGGCCAAGAUGCAACAGAGGAUGAAUAUCUAGAGUUUGCUCUGAAACUAAAACUAGGUAACUCAAGUCAAGUGAAUAAUUACAACCUUCCAAGAGAGUGCAUUCGUAAAUAUUUCCCAUCACGGAAAUGUUUCACCUUCCCAUUCCCAACCCAUCCAGACAAUGUCUCUUAUCUGGAGACACUGGACCCAGCUGAGAUUUCAAAAAAAUUCUUGGAGGUCUCUGAUCGUUUCUUCCAGUUUAUCUUUGACCAGAGCCAAGUGAAAAAUUUGAAAGAUGGACACACAGUCACCGGCAGAGUUUUGGGCCAUCUUGUGAAAAUGUACGUGGACACAAUCUCCAGUGGGGCUGUGCCGUGUCUGGAGAAUGCUGUGAUCGCCAUGUCAAUGAUUGAGAAUGAAGCUGCAGUGAAGGAAGGACUUGAGGUUUACCAGAGUGGAAUGGAGAAGCUCAAGGACUCCUUUCCUCUGGAACUGAAUGAAAUCACCUCUGAACACCAGAGUUUCAGCCUCAUGGCAACACAAACCUUCAUGAAACGCUCCUUCAGGGACCAUGAUGGGAAGUACUUGACAUCUUUAGAGGAAGCCAUCAGUCGUCAGUUUAAUGCGUAUCUCUGGGACAAUGAGAAGGCUUCGGAGGCAAAAUGUGAAAGUCUUAUGUCAGUUCUCUCUGACCCAAUGACAGAAAGAAUCAAUCAAGGAUUUUAUGCCAAACCUGGUGGUUACAUUCUCUUCUGCCAGGACCUGGAGGACAUUGUGAAUCAGUACAAUACACUGGCCUGCAAAGAAGUCAAGAUUGCUGAGGUGUUGGAGAAGUUUCUACAGGAAAAGGCUGCAGUGACCACAGCCAUUCAGCAAGCUGACGAUAAACUAACCGAUAAUGAAAGAUGGAUUUGUGAGGAGAAAGAGAGGGCAGUCCUUCUGGAACAGGCAAAUAAAGCCCAGGAACAGAAACAGCGUCAACUGGAGGAGAAGAUGAAGACUGAACAAUGGAAUAAUGAACAGAGGGUGAAACAGGUCACACAAAGGAUGGAAGAGGAGAUGUCCCGCCAACAACAGGAGACAAAGCGUGCAAUGGAGAGUAAACUGAGAGAGCAGGCUGCCCUGAUGCAGAAUGGCUUUCAGGAGAAAGCUGACAGGAUGGCCUGGGAGAUAGACGAGUUGAAGAGAAAGAACGCAGAGGUAGAGGUGACAAUGUCGAGAAAUUAUGCACAAAUGAUAGCAGAUCAGCAGCGAAGAAAUGAACAGAACAUGGAAGUGCUGAGGCAGCAACACAUACAGCAGAUGCAAGAAAUUAAUAGCAGACCCAGACCCACAUCUCAAUCCUCCUGUUCUAUACUGUGAAAUGUGCUGAAAGAUGUAGUUCACUGCUUUUAUUCAUAAGUACUAUAAUCUUACCGAAUUUGAUGUGACUUUUUGUUGUUUUAAAAUCAUAGCUACAAACUUAUGUUAUAUCACAGCUGUUUCAAGUUCUGCAUUUUGUCAAUUCAGUAUGGUAAUGUCUGAUCACCGAUUUAUCUAAAUUACAUGGGCUGGUGGGAUGAUUUUGGAAUGAUUUAGAAUCUGACAGAAACAUAUCUGAUAGAAAUAACAUUGUAACCACUGUCUAAAUGAUUAUAUUCUUUUUUCUUUUCUUUUUUUUUUUAGCUUUGAUAAACAUCAGAUUUAUUAGAUUUCAACCAAUUUGAAUUAGUAGGGAAAACUUCAUAGGCUGAAUGUCAUAGGGUGUUUUCACACUUUUCAGGGGUCUGAGUGUGGUUUGCGUGAUUUUUGGCCAAUAUGUGUACACUCCAAACGAUCUCAGACUCGCUUUCAGCUAACGUUUAACGUUCUGUUUUUAGUACGUUUAGCUAAAAAUGUCCACUGUGAACACAAAUCAGUCUGGGCUCACUUGAUUUUUCCAUUCAUGAAUUCCAAUGUAGUUUGGUCAUCAGAUGCCUCCGUACAACCGUACACUUGUUUAUUGUCAUUUCAACCGCUUCCAAACUGUGUGAGAUAGACACGGCUGCAUGCCUUGCCAGUUUAAAAUUUUUGAUAUCCACCUUAUUCUGACUCCUAAUGGCGCUUUGUGCAAAUUAUGGGUGUAACUUCCAUUAAGCUGUAAACAAUCAGAAAAAACUUGCUGUAUGAUUGCAAUAUGUUUUUGUUGUUGUUGACAUUAUUCUACUCACCCUUCAACCAUUGAACAUUAAAAGGACAUUUAAAAGUAUAAAAGCAUAAGGUACUUUCAACAGACCAUGAAUAACCCCAAAAGUGUGAUUUUUUCCACAGCAAUAACGGACGGGAUAAAUAUCACUGUCGUAACAUAUAUCUGUAUUAUGCAACAUAUGUUGCUUGCUGAUCUGCAAAUCAGUAUGUGAAUUCAUCCAAUUAGAGUUGCACACUUGUAGAAUUUUUUUCUUACACGUUUUUUUUUUUCUUGGAUAUUUUUCUAGCACAAACACAAGUACAUAAAUACAACUGCUUGAAUCUGC
Molecule: messenger RNA, 3180 nt
Organism: Ctenopharyngodon idella (grass carp)
Lineage: Eukaryota; Metazoa; Chordata; Actinopteri; Cypriniformes; Xenocyprididae
Product: guanylate-binding protein 1-like
Exons: 10
Coding region: 164-2050 (628 amino acids)
Molecular function (GO): GTP binding; GTPase activity
Source: RefSeq, a predicted model, not a curated record